Messenger RNA from Helobdella robusta, 390 nucleotides. RefSeq lists its product as hypothetical. The record is from RefSeq and is a predicted model, not a curated record. NCBI's taxonomy places the organism in Eukaryota, Metazoa, Annelida, Clitellata, Rhynchobdellida, Glossiphoniidae. Gene Ontology annotation, molecular function: RNA binding. The transcript has 3 exons. Gene Ontology annotation, cellular component: spliceosomal complex. Gene Ontology annotation, biological process: positive regulation of mRNA splicing, via spliceosome. The annotation marks the transcript as partial.
CUCUCCAGGAGAAGGAGACACAGGGGAGAUAGAGAGAAUCCAAAGGAAAGCAAAUGCAUUGGUGUCUUUGGAAUGAGCUUGCACACGGAUGAACGAACGAUUCGUGAUGUAUUUGAGAGAUACGGCCCAAUUGAUGAAGUUCAAAUAGUAUAUGAUUACCACACUGGAAGAUCUAGAGGAUUUGCUUUUGUCUAUUAUAAAUAUAUUGAUGAUGCUGUCGAUGCGAAAGAGAAUGCACCCGGUGUGGAAAUUGAUGGUCAUAAGAUCAGAGUUGAUUAUUCCAUAACCGAGAGAGCCCACACACCAACACCUGGAACAUACUUGGGGUUGUUAGUACUUGUCAAUAAAUUAAUUAAUGUUUCACCUAAUCUUUUUAUCGACAUGCUAUGA